GAGGCAUAGCAGCUGCUACGUCAGGCGCGAUAUUUUAUGCGAACUGCGUUAUCGGCCUGAUCAUAUUUUUCUGGCUGUCGUCGCGAUGGGUAACUCUCCAACGUGAUUGGAGAUCCAUGGAACUAUUCAUAGACAGUAACAAGAUGGAACGACCAAAGCUCCGUUGGAAACUCUACUUGAUAGCUGCUUCCAUUCUGUUUGUGGCUCUUAUUGAACAUAUCUUGAGUAUAUUAGUGCAUAUCAAAAAAUAUGACUGGAGCGGCAAAUCGGACAAUGCGACGUUUCUCAAUUUUUUGGAAAUUUAUUGUACGUCUUCUCACGCGUUUAUAUUGGAAAUACUGAAAUAUAACUUGGCACUUGGUAUUUUCAUUUUUAUCGUCAGCAAAUUGGCGACUUUUACGUGGAAUUUUACUGAUGUUUUCAUCGCAAUGGUAGCUACCGGUUUGGCUGAAAGAUACAAAACAUUAAAUAAAUACGUGAUUAGUUCUAUAUCGAAACAUCGACCUAUAGACUGGUCUGGAUUGCGCGAAGAUUAUGCUACUCUUAGUUUCAUGGUGAAAAAAGUGGACAACGAUAUCUCGCCUAUAAUUCUCUUGUCGUUUGUAAACAAUCUUUACUUCAUCUGUUUACAGCUACUCAACGGAUUGUCAAAAUCAGACGACGGUUUAAUUGGCGAUAUAUACUUCUUCGAGUCCUUCCUAUUUCUGAUCAGUAGAACGAUGAUCGUCACCCUGCUCACUGCUAGGAUUCACGAUCAAAGUAAAGUAAUAUUGCCGAUUUUAUUUACUUGUUCAGCAUCUACUUAUGACAAAGAGACAGAAAGGCUGCUUCAUUUACUCAGCACUGAUAACAUCACGCUCACUGGAAUGCGUUUUUUUUCUAUUACACGGAACUUUCUGUUGGCGGUGGCUGGUGCAAUUGUAACAUACGAAGUUGUGCUACUACAAUUUAAUGUUGCAAUAAACAAAUAAGUAUGCAAUAGU
Messenger RNA from Trachymyrmex cornetzi, 983 nucleotides. RefSeq names its product gustatory receptor for sugar taste 64a. The annotation marks the transcript as partial. The record is from RefSeq and is a predicted model, not a curated record. Gene Ontology annotation, molecular function: taste receptor activity. Lineage: Eukaryota; Metazoa; Arthropoda; Insecta; Hymenoptera; Formicidae. Gene Ontology annotation, cellular component: membrane. Gene Ontology annotation, biological process: sensory perception of chemical stimulus; detection of chemical stimulus involved in sensory perception of taste. The transcript has 7 exons.